AUGCAUUUCCUCCUCCUUGGUGCCACUGGCCGCACCGGCAAAUGCGUUGUAGCCGACUUGCUUUCUCAAGGUCACACAGCUGUCGCCCUCGUACGCAACUCUAGCAGUCUUCCCACCGAUCCCAACCUAACCAUCGUCACUGGUUCGCCACUCUCAAAGGAUGACAUCCGCACAGCUGUUACUGCCUCGCCUGGUCUAUCACCCGAUGCUGCCAUCAUGACACUUAACACGGUCCGCAAAUCUGACUCCCCGUUCGCGGCUCAAUUAUCACCUCCUCGCUUCUUGGCCGACUCAUGUGCCAAUGCUUGCGAGGUUCUAGAACAAGCCGGCAUUUCUCGCGUUGUGGUCAUGUCGACGGCAGGCGUCGGGAGUUCAUGGGCAAAACUGCCAUGGAUAAGCAAGGCAUUCAUGGGGUGGACUAAUAUCAAAUACGCCCUCGAGGAUCACAACCUCGUAGAUGUGGAGAUUCGGAAGACGCAUAUGGAUUGGACUCUGGUGCGAGCUGUCAGGUUGGAAUUCAAUGACCUGAAGUCACCCAAUGACAAGACCAAGGACGUGGAAACACUAGGAAGUGCGGGCGACGGGAUGACAGUAUCCGACAGCGUUCAUAUUACUAGUGUGUCGAGAUUCCUGGUCAAGGUUGCAGUCGAAGGGCUAUUUGUCAAAGAAGCUGUCGUUGUGAGAAAUUGA
Molecule: messenger RNA, 690 nt
Organism: Clonostachys rhizophaga
Lineage: Eukaryota; Fungi; Ascomycota; Sordariomycetes; Hypocreales; Bionectriaceae
Source: the annotation of a GenBank genome assembly